CUUCACUCUCUCUGAAACCCUUUUUCUUCUUCUCUCAAUCCUAUGAUGGAAUAUAUGGAAGACACUACGUAAGACCCAUGGACGAAUGAAUACUGUUUUGCCCAUACGCUCAUCACCGUCUGAAAAAAUCCGGCCGCCUGUGUUCAAGGUUCGUGACGGUCAAAAAAAUCACGUGGAACCGCAACGGAUAGCAAAGGGCAAAACACUGUAGCAUUUGCAAAACGCUGUAGCAUUUAGCCUGUAGGCGUUUUUAAGGUUUUUCCGGAAUAUAUAGAAUUCAGGAGCUCGAAGAGAUGGCUUGUUUCCCUCCACCUGGGUCUAUUACAUUAUGUGAAAUCAAUCGUGCUCUCGUUACUACUGAAAGCUACACAGAUACUAGAUCUUACGAGGUCUAUGGGAAAGUGCUCGGACUUGUGUUUGAUCCGAUUCCUUUCCAGUCGGACACAUUGUUACCUAAUUUUGAGAAAGAGUUGGAAGAUGAAAGUGGUGAUGGAGUUCGCAUUGCAUCAGAAUCUCCUUUUGUUUCAAGAGGUCUUCAAUAUUUGCAAAGGGUAUUCAAUAACUUCUUUGAGCGUGGCUUUUCUCCAAAGAAUGUACAUUUCUUAUCGAAAGUCUUCCUUCAAGGUGUUAGUUGGAACCAGCAUAAUCAUAUUUUAGCAUAUAUAUCUGGGCCAAAUCAAGUGUCUGUACGUGAUUUUGAAAAUUCAGAGAGCAGGGAACCAUCUAUAUUGACCAGUGAAACACAAAGGGGGGUCAGGGCAAUUGAGUGGCGGCCUAAUGGUGGCAAAACACUUUCUGUAGCGUGCAAGGGAGGAAUAUGCAUUUGGUCAGCCUCUUACCCGGGCAAUGUAGCUCCUCUAAGAUCUGGAGUUGCCUCUUUCUUAGGAAAUCCUGCUAGAGGCUCUGGAAUCAGAUGGGCAUUGGUAGACUUCCUCAAGAGCCCUGGUGGUGAACAGGUUACUGCAUUAUCUUGGAGUCCAAAUGGAAGACUUCUAGCUUCUGCAUCAAGUGAGAGCUCCUCCUUCAUCAUUUGGGAUGUUGCUCAAGGGACUGGAACACCAAUCAGGCGAGGUUUGGGUGGUAUAUCAUUAUUGAAGUGGUCACCGACGGGGGACUAUUUUUUCACCACAAAAUUUGAUGGAACAUUUUAUCUUUGGGAGACAAACACAUGGACGUCAGAACCUUGGUCAUCUUCUGGAAGUUUUGUUAUUGAUUCAUCAUGGGAUCCGGAUGGCCGGAUGAUACUGGUCGCAUUCUCAGAUUCCACGACACUUGGUUCAAUUCACUUUGCAUCAAAACCUCCGUCAUUGGAUGCACAUCUAUUGCCUGUGGAUCUGCCAGAGAUAGUGUCAGUUACUGGCAGUACCAGCGUUGAGAUGAUAGCGUGGGAUACUUCAGGAGAGAGACUUGCUGUGUCAUAUAAAGAUGCAGAUAAGAUGUAUGCUGGCCUCAUUGCAGUAUAUGACAUAAGGAGGACACCACUUGUUUCAGCUUCACUCAUUGGGUUUAUUCGAGGGCCAGGUGAAAGACCGCGGCCUCUUGCUUUUUCAUUUCACAACAAGUUCAAGCAAGGGCCACUUCUAUCUGUGUGCUGGAGCAGUGGCUGGUGUUGCACAUACCCACUCAUCUUUCGAUCACAUUCCCUCUAAUUAAGCUGGAUAUGCCUGUUGCUUAUGAAAUUAUGAAGUGCUUAAGGAUUGGGAGGAAAAUCUUAUGGGAAAGCACAUUUUGUGGAAGGGCAUUGUAUGCUUCGUGUCGAUCUAUUGUUGUGCUGAGUCCUGGAAAGCAAGUAGUUUUGCAUUUGGUUUUGUCCUGCACAAAAUGUAAUAUGAGGCCCUUGGCAUAUUUGAAACAUGAGAAAAUCCCUAUGUUUUAAACAGUCCACUGGGCAUUAUCUCUAGCGUAUCUGAUAAAAUCUGAAGCUUUGUGAGUUCAUACACAAAAAAGUCCAAGGAUACGGCAAUAUAUUUGAACACCAUAGAUUUGAUGUUACAGUGGAUGUGGAUAACAUAAUCAUUAAACUGUACUAUGAAAGUUUGUAUUGCAUGAUAUACUUCAGGAAUUCCC
This is a messenger RNA of Amborella trichopoda, 2067 nucleotides long. The record is from RefSeq and is a predicted model, not a curated record. NCBI's taxonomy places the organism in Eukaryota, Viridiplantae, Streptophyta, Magnoliopsida, Amborellales, Amborellaceae.